CUCAGCGGAAUGACGUCUGCGUUAGGUCCCGGUAUAAACACGGGUGGUCCGGUGUCCUCGCCGUUAUCGUCCGCCUUCAGCGCCUUUAACACGUACAGACCGGAGUCCUGUGUGUCCGGACGGACCCAGCAGACUGAAACCGACCCGGUCCUGCCGGACGUUUCCACAGUUCCCCCUCGUAGGAGCAGUUUUACAAGAAACUACGCAGUUCAGGCACAGGGCGGGAGUCCCACCGGGUUAGCGGCACUGAUUACCCGUCCCGUCAGCAGCCCUGACUCCUGACCCGCUGGUUUCGGUUUUGUCCGGCUCUCACUGGGAACAGAGGCGCCAUGGAGCUUUGGUGGAGCCUUUCCCGGAGCUCCGACACCGUGAGGUAACCGGAGCGGGAUCGGAGAGCCUCUCACAGCGGACGGCAGCAACCUGUUGCUGGUUCCCGGUGACGCAGAGAGGAUGAGCGGCGCCGCCGGACCGCCGCUGCCGCUGGUGCUGCUACUGCUAGGCGGCCGUGCGGCGUUCACGGUCUGCAGGUCCCUGAACGCACCGCAGGAUGGUGGCAUUCUGCCUGUGGAGGUCCAGAUGGAUGAUGCUCUGAGCGGUGUGGACAGACUGAGACGUCCCUUCCUGGAGAAAACUCGUCCCUUCGUCCUGGUGGAUGGACAGAGACGGAGUCUGGCUGAAGCUGUCCAGGAUGGUCACCCCGACAGGCUGCAGUGUGGGCUGGAGGUGGAAGGACGGCUCCUCCUGCUGGACCUGGAGAAGAACCACAACCUGCUGCCCAAACUUCCCGACAUCUUCUUCUAUCUCACCAAUGGCACUGGAGUGUCUGCAGCCAACCCUGUGACUCACUGUUAUUAUCACGGCAGCGUCCGAGGAUUCCCGCAGUCCAGAGUGGCUCUGAGCACCUGCUCCGGACUCCGCGGCGUUCUCGUUCUCAACUCCUCCCUGAGCUUUGAGCUGCAGCCGGAGGACAAGGAACACCUCCAGCAUCAGGAGGAGGACAGAGCAGGAGGAGGAGAGGAGGAAGAUGUUCAUCUGCUGUUCUCUACCAGCCCUCUGGAGGGCACUGCCGCUGCAGGCUGUGGGGUGUCGCACACAUCUACCCCUCCUUUCCUCAACUGGACCCACUCACGGCGGACGAAGAGGGACAUCCUCUCUGAGACCAAAUACGUGGAGCUGGUGUUGGUGGCCGAUCAUCAGGAGUUCCUGAACUACCAGAGGAACAACAAAACCAUCAUCUACCGCAUGCUGGACGUGGCCAACCAGGUGGACUGGUUCUACCGGCCACUGAACGUCCGGGUGGCUCUGACCGGCCUGGAGAUCUGGAGCGACCGCGACAAGAUCCAGGUAGAGAAGAGUCCCACUGACACCCUCAACAAGUUCCUGGAGUGGAGAACCAGGGACCUGCUGCCGCGACUUCGCCAUGACAACGCCCAGCUCAUCAUGGGCGAGUCUUUUGACGGCACCACAGUGGGGAUGGCGUCCCAGUCGUCCAUGUGUUCCAGAGAGCGAUCCGGAGGCGUUAACGUGGAUCACCUGGUCAGUGUUUUGGGUGUGGCCUCCACCAUUGCCCACGAACUCGGUCACAACCUGGGGAUGAGACACGACUCGCCCGAACGCCGCUGCUCCUGCGAAAAUGAGCCACGCCUUGGAGGAUGCAUCAUGGAGCCAUCAACCGGGUUCAUGCCUGGUCAGCAGUUCAGCAGCUGCAGCGCCUCAGAUCUGUCCGUCAGCCUGCUGCACGGCGGCGGCAUGUGUUUGUUCAAUGUGCCGCAGCCCGACCGCCUGCUGGGAGGACCUCGCUGUGGAAACCUGUACGUGGAGAAAGGAGAGGAGUGCGACUGCGGCCUGCUGGAGAUUGGUCAGGAGUGUGAUGACCCGUGCUGUAAUGCCUCCACCUGUCAGCUGGUUCCUGGAGCUCAGUGCUCCUCAUACGGUAUCUGCUGUGAGGACUGUAAGCUGCGCGCGGCGGGAUCGGUGUGCCGUGAGCCGCUCGGAGAGUGCGAUCUGCCUGAGUAUUGCACAGGCUCCUCCCCCUACUGCCCCCCCAAUGUCUUCCUGCAGAAUGGAGAGGCCUGCCAGAACAGCGCCUCCUACUGCUUUGGAGGAGUCUGUGCCAACAUGGACACCCAGUGCCAGAUGCUGUGGGGAACCAACGCCAGCAGCGCUCCAGCUGUGUGCUUCUCAUCAGUCAACAAACAGGGAAACAAAUAUGGAAACUGUGGUCAGCUGACCAAUGGCUCCUACGUCCCCUGUGCAAACUCAGACGUUCUCUGUGGGAGGAUCCAGUGUCAGGGCGGGACAGAGCGCCCCCUGCUGGGCAGCAUCGCCCAGAUCCUCACUGUCCGCUUCAACAACAGCGACCUGGUCUGCAGAGGAACCUUCUUCCAUCUGGAUGAUGACGUGUCCGACCCGGCAACUGUGGCCAAGGGCACGGCCUGUGGGUCCGGCAAGGCUUGUUUAAAUCAGAAAUGCCAGGAUGUGUCUGUGUUCGGUGUGGACGAAUGUCGCAGGAAGUGCAGCGGUCACGGGGUGUGUAACAGUAAUAAGAACUGUCACUGCGAUGUGGGCUGGGCUCCACCUGACUGCAGGUACUCUGGUCACGGAGGCAGUGUGGACAGCGGACCGGCCAGAGCUGCUGCAGAAUCUGAUCCCGUCCGGGUUGCCCUGCUCGUCAUAUUCUUCUUCGUUCUGCCCAUGGUCCUACUCUUCCUCGCUCUCCGCUUCCCUCGUUUCCGUCGGACCCUCUGCUGCCUUGGACCGAACAGCCCGUUCCACAAAGCCCGGCAGCACAACCGUGUGACUGACUGUGAGAUGUGGGAUUUGGAGUUUGAACCCGCCCACGUCUCCAGGACUCCGGUGAUGGAGCGGGUCGACAGCAGGAACGGAGAGCAGGUCCGACCUCUGAGAUACCACUUGAACCCGCAGUCCGACAUCCCGCUGACUUCGUCCCAGAAAGAGGUUCAUGACAGGCCAGCUCCUCCCACUAAGCCCCUCCCCCCUGACCCCACCCUAACACCCCUGCAGCAGUUGGGUCAACCGCGACCAGCUGCCCCCACCAAGCCUCUGCCCCCUGACCCCCCCACCCCCAGCAACCAGCCCCAGGUGAGUCGACCAGCUCCACCCAACAAGCCCCUCCCCCCUGACCCUGUCACACCUGGACAGGUUUCUGUUCCACUCAAGCCUAUAGUACCCAAAAAGCCCCGCCCUCCAGCUCCGCCCACUCAACUGUUCCUGCCGCCUCAGACGGGCUACGUCUCCAACAGCAAGCCAGCAGCACUGGGAGCUGUCGCACCUGCAGCCAGUCCCAGCAGGCGACCUCCUCUUCGUCCAAGUCGACCACCGGUUCCACCCAAAUUUGAGUCGUCGCCUCCACUUUAACCUCAGAGCGGCUCCGAGUGGCUGAAGGUGGAGAAGAUGAAGGUGAACAUCUGGUGACUCCCGUCAUCCUUGUGCACUCAGUUGUCGGAGUCUGCAGAAACUCCACCUGGAAACCGACUGCAUCUCCGUGCCUUGCUCAGCAGCGUCUCUGCACAGAUGAUGCAAACAUUUGGGAUUCAAACCAGCAACUGCUGCUGCUGCUAGUCGUCCUGUAGCGCCCCCCUGCUGGCAUCAUGGGAUUCAGUGCCUUGCUCAGGGACCCAUUGGACAGAAAUCAAACCUGGGAUCAAAGUUGAGACUUCAGUGUUGGAGCAGAAAUGUUUGAUUUCGCCUGAGACGCGAGGAACCGUCACCACAUUUAUCUGGACAUCUUCUGAGGAACCAUCAGAUGUUCCUGAUAACUCCUGAUUCACACCAGAGACAAACGUCUUUGUUUUACGUGUUGAAGGAAACCUGUUCUGAGAUGUUUCCCUCCAACGAUCCAAAAUAUUUGUAGUUCAAGUCUUAUAAAAAAUGUUCUGAUCUGAGGGAGUCGACUCUUAUAGGAAUAAAAUAUCCAACACACCA
Girardinichthys multiradiatus is the source of this 3945-nucleotide messenger RNA. RefSeq names its product ADAM metallopeptidase domain 15 (gene adam15). NCBI's taxonomy places the organism in Eukaryota, Metazoa, Chordata, Actinopteri, Cyprinodontiformes, Goodeidae. Bases 451 to 3378 code for a protein of 975 amino acids. Gene Ontology annotation, molecular function: metalloendopeptidase activity; integrin binding. Gene Ontology annotation, biological process: integrin-mediated signaling pathway; proteolysis; innate immune response. The transcript has 26 exons. The record is from RefSeq and is a predicted model, not a curated record.